Chenopodium quinoa (quinoa) is the source of this 2213-nucleotide messenger RNA. Its product is annotated as heat shock cognate 70 kDa protein 2-like. The record is from RefSeq and is a predicted model, not a curated record. Bases 49 to 1983 code for a protein of 644 amino acids. Gene Ontology annotation, molecular function: heat shock protein binding; ATP-dependent protein folding chaperone; ATP hydrolysis activity. Gene Ontology annotation, biological process: cellular response to unfolded protein; protein refolding. NCBI's taxonomy places the organism in Eukaryota, Viridiplantae, Streptophyta, Magnoliopsida, Caryophyllales, Amaranthaceae. The transcript has 2 exons. Gene Ontology annotation, cellular component: cytoplasm.
UGUUAUUUUUCAUCAAUUUUCAAUUUCUCUACCUUCUCAUAAAAAAGUAUGGCGAGUACAAGUAUGGUGGGAGAAAAAGGAAAGGCGCCAGCUAUAGGUAUCGAUCUCGGGACGACAUACUCGUGCGUGGCUGUAUGGGAGCAUGGCGCAGUUGAGAUUAUUGCGAAUGAUCAAGGUAACAGGACAACGCCGUCUUGUGUCGCCUUUACCAAAAAUGAUCAACGACUUGUAGGUGAUGCUGCUAAGAACCAAGCACCAGUCAAUGCUAACAACACUAUAUUUGAUGCGAAGAGGCUCAUAGGAAGGAGCUUCAAUGAUGAAAGUGUAUUAAAAGACAUGGGACUUUGGCCAUUCAAAGUUGUUGCUUGCUUUGGAUCGAAUAAUGAGAAGAAACCAAUGAUUGUAGUGAACUAUAAGGGUCAAGAGAAGGAGUUUUCCGCAGAAGAGAUAUCUGCAAUGAUCCUCUCAAAGAUGAAAGAAACUGCUGAGGCCUAUCUUGGUACGAAUGUAAAGGAUGCUGUUAUCACUGUUCCGGCUUAUUUCAAUACUCUGCAGCGUCAGGCAACUAAAGAUGCUGGAAUCAUUGCUGGCCUAAAUGUGCUUCGCAUUAUUAAUGAGCCAACAGCAGCUGCAUUUGCAUAUUGUCUUGACAAGAAGGCUUCUGGCAGAAAAAAUGUGAUGGUUUUUGAUCUUGGUGGGGGUACUUUUGAUGUCUCUUUGGUCGUUAUCGAAAAGGAGUCAUUUGAAGUGAAAUCAGUUAAUGGAGACACCCAUCUUGGGGGUGAAGAUAUUGACAACAAUAUGGUAAGUCAUUUUGUGGAGGAGUUCAAGAGAAAGUAUCGAAAAGACAUCAAGAAAAAUCACAAGGCUAUGGGCCGUUUGAGAGCUGCUUGUGAGGUAGCUAAAAGAAACCUUUCUACAACUUCUUCCACGCUUAUCGAGUUAGAUUGCCUUUUUGAUGGAAUCGAUUUUUCUUCGUGUAUGACUCGUGCUCGUUUUGAGAAGUUGAACAUGGAGUUAUUUAAGAAGUGUAUUGACAUAACAGAGAAAUGUUUGAUGGGAGCAAAUAUGAGAAAGAAUGAGGUUCAUGAGGUUGUCUUAGUAGGUGGCUCGAGCAGGAUUCCUAAGAUUCAACAGAUGUUACAGGACUUUUUUGGUGGUAAGAAGCUGAAUAAAAGCAUCAAUCCAGAUGAAGCAGUUGCUUAUGGUGAUGCAGCCCAUGCUGCAAUGUUGAGUGGAAUGGAGAAUAAUGAGUUCGUGCUUACUGAUGUAACUCCGCUUUCUCUUGGUAUUGAGAACAGUAAUGCAGAGUUGUCUGUGUUAAUACCAAGGAACACUCCUAUCCCAACAAAAAAGGAGAAGUUGUUUCAUACAGUAAAAAAGAAUCAGUCUGAAGUGUUGUUUAGUGUAUAUGAAGGCGAAAGGAUCACAGCUAGAGAUAAUAACUUGCUGGGAAGCUUUGAGCUUUCGGGUGUUCCUCCUGCCAGUAAGCGGAAGAGUUGUAUUGACAUCAAUGUUUGCUUUGAAGUUGAUUCUGACGGAAUCCUGAAAUGUGAUGCUCAGGAACUGAGCACUCUGAAAAACAGUGGAAUGACUGUCAGUUAUCACAGUGGCCGAUUGUCAAGGGAAGAAAUUGGAAAGAUGAUAAAAGUUGCAGAGAAGCUCAAUUAUGAGGAUGAUCAAAAAAGGCGUAAGGCAAAAGCAAAGAAUGAUAUGGAGAACUAUGCUCAUGAAAAGAGGCGCUUACUGAGAUGUGAUGCUGAUAAGAUUGGCAAAAAAGAUCGGAGGAAGGUUGAGGAUGCUAUUCAACAGACAUUGCAGUGGUUGGAUUGGAAUGUUUUAACAGAGGCUAGUAAAUUUGAAGACAAGAUGCUGGAGCUUCAGAGCAUCUGCGAUCCUAUCAUUGCACAAAUGCAGCUCCACCGUGAUGAUGCUCGUGUUAACAAGACUGCACAAAGGGUUGAGAUCAUUGAUAGUGAUUAAGAAUUGAUCUAAUGAAUGCACAAGCUGUAGGUUUUAGAACAAAGAUUGGCAAGAACUAAUUGAUUUUAGCUUUUAAUUAAACUCAAUUGCUAGAAAUACAGGUAUGAAUGUAUGAUUGCCAUUUAUUUUUGUGAUCUGGUGGUUCCAGCAUUAUAUACAUUCUGAUUCUGUUGGUUUCUUUGUAUGUGUGUCGCUGACCUUAAUAUCCUGGUGAAUUCUUCACAUAUGUA